Adineta steineri is the source of this 3051-nucleotide messenger RNA. The record is from the annotation of a GenBank genome assembly. NCBI's taxonomy places the organism in Eukaryota, Metazoa, Rotifera, Eurotatoria, Adinetida, Adinetidae.
AUGGAUAUCAAGAAUCAAAUACAAACAGUCUUAGGUGAAGUACGUUCCAGUGGUGAUUAUUGUGGCGGUGGAAAACUUGAUAUUGUUCCACCCAAUAUUGUAAUUAACAAUAUAGGGCCACUUAAUUUUCCAUUAGAUGAACAACAGGCCAAGAAUAUAAUUAACAAUUGUCAAUUAGCACCAUUUGGGCUUCGCGAUAAAACUUUGUACGACACCAGAGUUCGACAUACAUGGCAACUUGAACCGCAUGCCUUGCAAUCCGAUGUUUCACUAUGGCCUUCUCAAACGAUAGUCGACUUGAAAGUAAAAGUUAUCAAUGAUCUUGGAUUACUGACAACUGAGGACGAAAUUGAAAUUGAAUUAUACAAAGUAUUGCUUUAUGAACGAGGUAGUUUUUUCAAAACACAUCGAGACACGGAGAAAAAGGAUGGCAUGUUUGCUACUUUACUCAUCAUUCUACCAUCUUUUUAUACUGGUGGAGAAUUAGUUGUACGGCAUCAAAAACGAGAAAAAAAGUUUAAUUUUUGUGGCGACUCAGAAAAUAUUCAUUAUGCUGUAUUGUAUGCUGAUUGCGAGCAUGAACUAUUACCAGUGAUUGAUGGAUAUCGUCUUGUUCUUGCUUACAAUGUUGUUCUAUUGCCAAAAUCUAGUAAUCAGCAAGUUGUCGAAUCGAGAUGUAACACAGUUUUUAAUAAUCGUCUUCGUGAGAUAUUCGCUUCAUGGUUGGAAAUGGUAACGAACAACAACAAUAAUAAUGAUAAAGUUUCAAGAAAACUUAUUAUUCCACUCGAUCAUGAAUAUACACAAGCAAGUAUGAAAAAUGGCCCUCUGCUGAAAGGAAAAGAUGUAAUGACAGGAGAAAUUAUUCGAUAUGCUUGUGAGAGUCAUAGCGAUCAAUUAUUACUCUUUUGUGUAAUGUUAGAACGAAAUGAAGAUACCAAUAUAAUAAUCAAAUACUAUGAGCCAUUUGGUGAUCUAAGCAAAGUUUUUAUGGACUACUGUAAAAUUUUAGGCUUAGAAAAUCAAGAAAGAACGCCUAUCUCAAGCAUCGAUCUACUGGAUGAAAAUAUCUGGAAUAAACUCAAAUUGAAAUCUUCUGAGGGGUCCUGGACAGGGAAUGAAGCAGAAUAUAGUUGCUACUGGUACAAUUUGAGCGCACUUUUACUUCUUCCUCAUACAAAUCGUCACGAUCUUAUUUUUUGUCCAUCUCUAGAGAAUGGCAAAUUUGUGUACAAUAUGAGCAAUGCGUUGUGGACAGUUCUACGGAAACUAAAAAGUUGUAAACCUGUGGAAGAUAAUACCAAUAUAACAUCCGCAGCUCUGGAUUUAAUAACUGAUGGAAUUAAAAAAUCUGGAAUUGAGAUAACGCAUCAUUUUCGUAUUCCAUUGCUUCAAUGUCUCGUUGCUAUUUCUGUCUUAAACCAAAUGAAUGAAAAAGUAAUUAAUACUGUCAAAAAUUUAGCUGAACAAACCUUACUGGUUAAAGCAUUUUUCUCGGUAUUUUCUGAUUCACAGCAUAUAAUGUAUGAAAGAAUGGCAGAAGUUCUUUUCGAUGCUGGUAAUUUUUUCGGUUGGACUGUCAUUGCUGAUCAAAUUGUUAUCUAUAAUAAUAAAUCGGCUAUUCCAUGCUUUUUCAUAGGCAUUUCAUACAAUCAACCAAAACUUUGUGCAAAUGCAACGUGGAAUCAGACGGCUAUAACUUUUGUCCCAAGUCCUACGGUUGGUACAUAUCCUUUAGGCAUGUUUGUCGAUAGAAAUAACAGUGUCUAUGUCGCUGAUCAAACGAAUGGGAGAAUUCAAGUGUGGCGUAACGGAAGUACCAUACUUACAGGCAAUUACUCUGGUGGCUUAUCCUGGCCUUAUAGCGUUUUCGUUACGGACAAUGGUGAUGUUUAUGUUGACAAUGGCUACACAUAUUAUCGGGUUGAUAAAUGGGGAUGGAAUUCAACAAGCAGUGUUCCAGCAAUGUAUGUGUGUGGACAAUGCUACGGUCUUUUUGUCGAUAUCAAUAAUAUGCUUUACUGCGUAAUGGGUCCGUAUCAUCAAGUUGUCUCAAAGUCAUUGGACUCACGUUUAAAUGUAUGGAAUAUUGUUGCUGGUACAGGCACAGCUGGAUCAACAUCGGUUACACUUAAUACUCCUUGGGGAAUGUUUGUUGAUAUUAACUUGAAUUUGUAUGUAGCUGAUACUUUAAACAAUAGAAUUCAAAAAUUUGCAUCAGGACAAUCGAAUGGAACAACAAUAGCAACAGGAACCAUUGUAUUAUCUGCUCCAACUUCAGUUAUAUUUGAUGCUGAUGGAUAUAUGUUUAUUAGUGAUUGUUGGAAUCAUCGUCUUGUUGGCUCAGGACCUAAUGGAUUUCGAUGUAUAGCGGCAUGUUCUGGAUAUGGUUCGUCAUCCAGUCAAUUAUAUUAUCCACAUACCAUGUAUUUUGACAGUUAUGGAAAUAUAUUUGUCACCGAUGAAUACAAUAACAGAAUACAAAAAUUUCUUUUGUUACCAAAUUCAUGUAAUGGAACGACAACAGUAACAACUGUGGCCACGGUUACUUCAAUGAAUAAUACUCAAUCAGUUUCUUUAACAACAACUGUUUCUGGAAUAAGUUCUGCAACUGCACCAUAUUUAAACCCUAUUUCAUACAAUAUACCGAAAUUCACUGCGUAUACUACUUGGAGCUCCAAUGGAAUAACUUUAGCAGACAGCACCCUGGUCGGAACAUAUCCUUACAGUAUAUUUGUUGAUAAUAAUAACACGGUAUAUGUAAGUGAGUAUUCUUUAAAUCGUGUUCAAGUGUGGCGUGAAGGUAGUAGCAAACCGACAAGAAAUAUCUCCGGUAAUUUAAAUACUCCAUGUUCUAUUUUUGUUACGAGUAAUGGUGAUAUUUAUGUCGAUAAUGGUUAUGCAAAUAGUCGAGUGGAUAAAUGGGCAUUGAAUACAACAAACAGUACUGUGGUAAUGAACGUCAAAAGCACCUGUUAUGGUCUUUUUAUCGAUAUUAAUAAUAAUAUUUAUUGUACACCACUUAAUUAUCAUCAAGUUAAUAUGAAGUAA